UAUUUGGAGGCUUAGUCAUGAAAGAUCCAAUGUGGAUUCAAGCUGUUUUGCCUAUCAGGAAUGCUGGUUUUGGUUUAACGUCUGCAGUCACAACAGUUCCUUUUGCUUUCCUCGCAAGUUGGGCUUACACAAUGUUCACAUUACCUCAGCGUUUUCCAGAGAUGAAAGAGGCAAUCACCAAUUUGCUACUCAGCAAUCAGCCUGCUGGUUCAUUUGGCUACGAUCUUUACAACUCUCUUCCUACAGAUGGUUUCUUGCCAGAUCUGGUCACAAAUCAUGUUAAGUUGCAGCACGGGCUCACAGAAAACCAUCACAACUCCAAGGUACAAGAAUUUAUGGAUCAUCUCAGUACAUCUAGAGAUAGAUCUCGCUUUCAAUCACUGCAAGGACAGGGUGCAGGAGCAUGAUUAUCUGCAGUCCCAUCCAUUUCAGCGCUUGCACUAUCUUCCAACAAAUUUAAUUUGGCAACGCUGAUCAGGUUGGGCUGCAAGAUACCACAAUGUACAGAGAUUUAGGCCAAGAAGGCUACCACCUGGUCACAUGCAAAACUGGAGGGGGUCCUAUUUGAACACACAAUGUUAUCGUGCAUGUCUGGUCAGAGUGUUUGAUCAAACUGAACUUCCAGCAAAGCAAAGAACCGACUCAUCGAUACCUCAACAACGACAACAGACCAGACGUUGUUAUUGAUCCCCA
This is a messenger RNA of Corticium candelabrum, 693 nucleotides long. RefSeq lists its product as uncharacterized. The transcript has a single exon. NCBI's taxonomy places the organism in Eukaryota, Metazoa, Porifera, Homoscleromorpha, Homosclerophorida, Plakinidae. Bases 18 to 407 code for a protein of 129 amino acids. The record is from RefSeq and is a predicted model, not a curated record.